CCUGAGCCCGGGCACGUCCGCGUCCUAUGCAAAUAAGGUCGCAUCACCGCUGACGUAGCGGAGAGCCGGUUAUAAAACUGUAUCCCUCCGCCAGAGCUCCUACGCAGAAGAGCAGAGUGCGGCAACAGCGAGAGGAAGACACCUAACGGGCAUCAGGACAAGAUGGCAAGCACCAAGGAGAAGCUGAUCCACAAUGUGGUGUCCGAGCCGGCCGUCUCCAAGAACAAGGUCACCGUUGUCGGCGUUGGCGCAGUGGGCAUGGCCUGCGCCAUCAGUAUCCUGCAGAAGGAUCUGGCCGAUGAGCUCGCCCUGGUCGACGUGAUUGAGGACAAGCUGAAGGGCGAAAUGAUGGAUUUACAGCAUGGCAGCCUCUUCCUGCGGACUCCUAAGAUUGUGUCUGGCAAAGAUUACAGCGUCACAGCCAAUUCUAAGCUGGUGGUGGUGACAGCCGGAGCCCGUCAGCAGGAAGGGGAGAGCCGCCUGAACCUGGUGCAGCGCAACGUCAACAUCUUCAAAUUUAUCAUUCCCAAUAUUGUAAAGUACAGUCCUGACGCCAUCCUGCUGAUUGUCUCCAAUCCUGUCGAUGUCCUGACCUACGUGGCCUGGAAAAUCAGUGGCUUCCCCAAGCACCGCGUCAUUGGCAGCGGCUGCAACCUGGACUCUGCUCGUUUCCGCUACCUGAUGGGAGAGAAGCUGGGCAUCCACCCCCUGAGCUGUCACGGCUGGAUCAUCGGUGAACACGGAGACUCCAGUGUGGCCGUCUGGAGCGGGGUUAACGUAGCCGGCGUCAGCCUGAAGACCCUGAAUCCUGACAUGGGGACGGACAACGACAAGGAGAACUGGAAGGAGGUUCACAAACAAGUGGUUGACAGUGCAUAUGAAGUGAUCAAGCUGAAGGGAUACACGUCCUGGGCCAUCGGCCUCUCAGUCGCAGAUCUUGCUGAAACUACCCUGAAGAACCUCAGACGCGUUCAUCCCAUUUCCACUAUGGUGAAGGGAAUGUACGGUGUAAAGGAGGACGUCUUCCUCAGCAUCCCAUCCGUCCUGGGUAACCAGGGCAUUACAGAUGUGGUGAACAUGACCCUGAAGGCUGAGGAGGAGGAGCGCCUCAGGAAGAGCGCAGACACACUAUGGGGUAUCCAGAAGGAGCUGCAGUUCUAGGCCGUGCUCUUCCGUUUACGUGUCUGUUGUCUUUUCAAUGUCUUCUUAAGUUGCACUUUUUGCGUAGGUCAAUUCCCUUGUGUUGUAAUCAUCUGUAUUUGUGAAAUUGCCAAUAGCGAUGUUCCGGUCUGUACAGGCGGCCGCGGCGUAGUACCGUGUCUUAUGGUAGCGCAUGGCACUAGGUUACAGAAAGGGUUAACUUAAUAAUCUCUGGGAUUAACCAAUUAUCAUCGUCUGACAUUCACAUUUACGUGGCCCUUACAAGCAUCUUCCUGGCCUGAGAAAACAAAAGGAAUGAAGGCAGCGGCUGUCCACUUAAAGGGGCCCCCCACCAACUUUGUGCUUGCCUCUGUUGGCGGCCUAGCGCCUAUACAGUUUAAGUCAGUCUGGUUGCUAUGGAUACACUACAUAACAACUAGAGAUGAGCGAAUCUCAUAUUUAGAAAUUCACGCUUCGUUUGGUGGUAAAAGCAGAAUUGCGUUAUGGAUUCCGGACCAUAACACAGUUCUAUGACUGAACGCCUUUAAAGGCAUUCUGUCAUAAUAGAAGUCUAUGGGCUGCAAAACGGGACGGAUCUGUAGACUUCUACUAUGAAGGAUUAAAUAACGGAACGCCUCUAAAGGCGUUCAGUCAUAGAAUUACGUUAUGGUCCGUGGUAAAGGAAUCCAUAACACAAUUCUGCUUUUACCACCAAAUGAACCAUAUUUCAUAACAAUAACAUCUCUAAUAACAGUAGGGUAGUUGGGUCGCCCUUCCUUAGCAGCCAGCCUGACCCCGAUUACCCCUUUAACUGGAACACUGUACUUCUACAACAUGGCCAAGUAGGAGACUCCUGUGACCACGGAAGAUCCAGAAGAUGUUUACAGCGCGGAUAGGAUUUCACAUUAGGUGUUCUGUUCCCAUCACCAAAGAGAGAAUCUAUAGAAGAGUAUAUAUAUAUAUAUAUAUCUCACAUGUGUCUCGUAUGUUAUCUUCACUUCCAUGAGAGGAAAGUUUAAUGUGUUUACAGCAGAAAAUCUGAGGCAACAUGAACUUUGGCAACAAUAAAAAAAAAAUAAUUAAAAAAUC
Messenger RNA from Bufo gargarizans (Asiatic toad), 2229 nucleotides. RefSeq names its product L-lactate dehydrogenase A chain. Gene Ontology annotation, biological process: carboxylic acid metabolic process. The coding region runs from base 163 to 1161 and encodes 332 amino acids. The transcript has 8 exons. Gene Ontology annotation, molecular function: L-lactate dehydrogenase (NAD+) activity. Gene Ontology annotation, cellular component: cytoplasm. NCBI's taxonomy places the organism in Eukaryota, Metazoa, Chordata, Amphibia, Anura, Bufonidae. The record is from RefSeq and is a predicted model, not a curated record.